This is a messenger RNA of Papaver somniferum (opium poppy), 603 nucleotides long. Its product is annotated as zinc finger protein KNUCKLES-like. The transcript has a single exon. The coding region runs from base 1 to 603 and encodes 200 amino acids. NCBI's taxonomy places the organism in Eukaryota, Viridiplantae, Streptophyta, Magnoliopsida, Ranunculales, Papaveraceae. The record is from RefSeq and is a predicted model, not a curated record.
AUGAUCUCCCAACAACAAGAAAGGUAUCCAACAAGAGAAAUUCAAGUGAACAACCAAGACAAUAAUGGCUCGAUCGACAAUAAAAAGAAAGAAUGGUUAGAGUUAAGCCUUGGUAGAACAUCUACUAGCAGUGAAUCCAAAGAGUACCGUCAAACAAAACCCACAUUCCACAAGAUCUAUACAUGCAACUACUGCUUGAGGAAAUUCCAUAGCUCACAAGCUUUGGGUGGUCAUCAAAAUGCUCACAAGAGAGAAAGAGGAGUAGCUAGAAGGUACCAGUCCCAUGGGUUAAUGAGUCCUAUGACGAUGAAAUUACCCUACAUUUAUACAAAUCCGGCAACAUUUGAUGUCAGCACUCACUCGAUGGUCAUGCAAAACCCUAACAUAUUAGAAGGAACCAGUGCCGUUGACCAUUUUUUCGAUAUGGAAGCCUCGAGUGUGAUUACUCAGCCGGAAAAUCAGCACCCAACAACAUAUCAUAGUAAUAUGAUAUGGCCAAGAAGUUAUCAUGUUGAUGAUCACCAUCAAUAUCCCAGCCAACUAGUUCAUGGUCAAUCAGCAGCACCCGAUGAUCAUCCACUUGAUUUGAAUCUUAGUCUUUGA